This is a messenger RNA of Tetrahymena thermophila SB210, 1734 nucleotides long. Its product is annotated as ankyrin repeat protein. The transcript has 7 exons. Lineage: Eukaryota; Ciliophora; Oligohymenophorea; Hymenostomatida; Tetrahymenidae. The record is from RefSeq and is a predicted model, not a curated record. Gene Ontology annotation, molecular function: protein binding.
AUGAAAAAAUCACAGACUACUCUUUAUUCUUUGUUGCACUCUCCUAAUAAUGAUUAUUUCUCUCCUAAAAGCACUCCUAACUAUGAGCCUAAUUUAAUGUUUUCUCGACUUAAUUCAUAUAAAUAGAGUGAUACUUUAAAUAAAUUCAAUGAUAAUUCUACUAGCAAUAAUCAAACAUAGAUGAAAUAAGACUCUUUAUUUGAUAAUUUUGUAUACUAAGAUAAUCUCUUUAACUUUAAAUUAACAUAAAAGCAGAUAAAAUAGAAGUUUUAACAAAAAGAAAAAUUAUUUUAGAGCUUAAACCAAUCUAGCAAUACAUCAUUUUCGAGUGGAUCAUUUAAAUACGCUACUCCUAGAUUAUAGUUGGAAUAAUCAUCUAAAAAGUAGCUCAAUUAAUCUAGUUUAAAGAAAAACAACUUUUAAGAAAAUGUAAGAUAGUUUGUUGACAUUAAAGAUUUGAUAAGGCAUCCAUUAAUUUGUAAAAAGAAAUCUAAUGAAUUAAAUCAAACUAAUACCUUAGAUAAAUAUUAAACAAAGUUUACUUCUCAAGCAUAUAAAGAAGCUUGCAAUAAGACUUUUCACUUAGAAAAGUAAUAGUUUAAAUAGUAUAUAAAUAAUUAAUGUACAGCUUUAAAUCCUAAAAUAAAGUAACUAUCUAAUCAAAAAAUAUGCUAAUUAAACGGGCAAUAGCUAAAAAGAUUCAAAAAUUAACUUAAUCAAAUAAAAACAGAACCAUCUAAAUCAUAGAUUAGUUCUUUGGAGGAAAUUUCAGAUAUAGAAGAAGAGGAAGAAAAAGAUCUAAACAAACAAAUGAAAACAAUAGAUUAUAUAGGAGAGAUGAAAAAAGAAUUAGAUAAUGCAGGUUCUAUUGGAAAGCAUGAGGAUUUUAUAUUAAAUUAAGCUAAGAAACAAAAAAAAUUAAUAAAACGUAUAAAAGAGGAGUUCUAAAAAAGACAGCAAAUUAUUGAAGAAGAAAAAAAGAAAUAAGAACAAAUUCAAAUGACGAACACCUAAUAAAAGAGCCAUAGAUUGCUAAAUAACUAAAACAAAAUAAGGUUUAAAAAUUAACAAUUUGGAGAAUCUAGUGAAUAUUUUGCAUAAUAAAUCGAAAGUGCAUAACAAGAAUAGUAUCUAGAAUAAAUGAAGCCACACCUUUUCAGAUAAUGCUUAGCAAAAUACUCUCAUCUCAAGAUUAGAAAUUUAAGCUAUCUAGUUUAACCUGACUCUGAUAAGCUUUCUAAAAAAGAUCUAAAAAUUAACAGCAACUUAAAAUACGUAUAUUAAUUAAAUAAAGUUUCAUAGAAUGAAUAAAGUUCGAAGUAAAAGCUGCUAGAAGGAGUUAGCACGUUAGAAGACACUAAUGAAAAGAAGAAAGAAAUUGAAGAUUUUUCAGCUAAUCUAAACUAAUAGCUUCAACAAACUAAAUAGAAGCUAUAAAUAUGUAUGAAGUAAAAGGAAUAAAAGCUUUUUUCUGCUAUUAAAAACAAUGAAAAUAUUGAAAUUUAGUAUUUAUUAAAUUUAUAUCCUCAUUUAAUUAACUCUCUUAACAAAAGGGGAGAUACUCCUUUGAUUUAUUCUGUGUAGUAUUGUAACUCUAGUAUUGUAGAAGAUUUGAUAAAAAGAGGUUCAAACUUAAGCAUAUAAAAUAUUGUAGGACAAACUGCCCUUAGCUUGGCAAAAAAAUUAAAAAAAGAUCAAAUUGUUGAAAUGAUUGAAGAUAUCAAAAUAAAAUGA